Papaver somniferum (opium poppy) is the source of this 1884-nucleotide messenger RNA. RefSeq lists its product as uncharacterized. The transcript is spliced from 11 exons. Gene Ontology annotation, biological process: vesicle-mediated transport; vesicle fusion; intracellular protein transport. Gene Ontology annotation, molecular function: SNARE binding; SNAP receptor activity. The record is from RefSeq and is a predicted model, not a curated record. NCBI's taxonomy places the organism in Eukaryota, Viridiplantae, Streptophyta, Magnoliopsida, Ranunculales, Papaveraceae. Gene Ontology annotation, cellular component: SNARE complex; endomembrane system; membrane. Bases 555 to 1787 code for a protein of 410 amino acids.
UUCAUCCUUAAAGAGGCUGAGAAUGCAUCUGAGGAAGACAUUUGGAGUUAAAUGCGGCCUGCAAACAAUCUGUUCCCCAAAUAUGGACAAGAACCAUGCUCCAUUGUUUUUUACGAAAUCCUCAACAGUCUACUACUGCCUAGCAACACAGUCAAGAGUUUCUGGGUAGUUUUGAUUUUUUGGUCAGCGAAUAUGCUUGACGGACAGCUUUCUGUAGAAAUUGCUGGGCAGUUGGUGUGUUUUCACUUUUCAAGAUCUCACAUGUAACAUGAGAUGGGUCCAAAGCGGGUCCGUCUAACGUUGUAUUAAGGUUUGAAUUAACUAGUAAUUUAUAUUAAGAUUCUUUGGUUACAUCUGGAAUACCUACCUAAUCAUAAAUAACUUUUUUGUUUUCUGUGUUCUCCUCUACAUAAUUAAAAAAAUUUAUACAUGUUGGUUGAAUAUAUAGUAUACCAGUAUCAAAGACUAAUACGGAAAUGCAUCAAGUUUAAGUUGCUAGUCAGUUAUCUCUCUAGCUAGUUUGUGCAUUUUGGUCAUUCUUGUUGUUGUGAAAGAUGGAUUAUUUUUUUCACAAAAGAAAGCAGAUGAUCUUUGAAGAUGUUGGAAAUGGAAAAGCUCAAUCUUCUUCUCAGGAUCCUUUUCAGGCUGUGGCAUCAAGAGUUUUUCAGAUCAAUACUGCUUUAAAUGAUUAUCGGAGACUUGUUAACAUGACUGGGACCGACAAGGACACUCCUGAUCAUCGAGAUAAUCUGCAUAGUACAAAACAAAGAAUCUGUCACUUGGUGAAGGAGACUACUGCUAGCCUCAAAGUGCUGAGGGAAUGCGAUCAUGGUGUCGGCGUUAAUACAAAGAAGAUAAUAGAAGACGCAAAGCUUGCAAUGGAUUAUCAGGUAACCUUGCAAGAAUUUCAAAGACUUCAAGUGCUUGAUAUUGGACGUGAGGCAGCUUUUAAACCUGAAAGAGAACAAGAUGGUACUGCGUCACAUAAUGAAUCUACUGCUACCAAAUUACAAUUUGUCAGUGCUCAUCAGAGCAUGAAGUCUAGGCCUUCGUGGAUGAACUUUAUUUUUGGCGGAAGGAAAGAAAAGAGUUCUCAAGAUCUUGAAAAAGGAGGAGCUCAAUCUUCUUCGUCAGAAAGUCAUUACCAGGCUGUGGCAUGGGAACUUUUUCAGAUCGAUGCAGCUUUAAUCGGUUAUCUAAAACUCCUAAACAUGGUUGGGACAGAUAAAGAAACUCCUGACAAUAUCCAAAAUCUACAUAUCACUAAACAAAGGAUUGGAAAGUUGAUGAAGGAGACUUCUGUUAACCUCAAAAGGCUGAGGAAUUCUGAUCAGGGUGUUGGCAUUAACACAAAUGAGAUAAUCGAAGGAAAACUUGCAAGGGAUUUUCUGGCAAUUUUGCAAGAUUAUCAAAUAAUUCAAGGGCUUGCUAUUGAACGCGAGGCAGCUGCUUUUACGCCAGAAAGCUAUGGUGCAAAUGAGCAAAUAGGUCUUGAUUUUGAUCCCGAAUGCCAUCCUUUCCUCGAAGAACAACAUAAGAGAUACUGCUGCGUCGCAUGUGGAGUCUACUGCUGCUCAAAUACAAAUUGCCAAGGUUCCCAAAAGAGCAUCUCUGUCUUCAUGGUACUGGUGGGUGCUGAUAAUCUUGGUAUUGGUGCUGGUCAUUGUUCUCCUCUGGCGUGUAUUGUAGAAGUGCAUCGCCACAUUUGGCUUGCAAGAUUUGGUCGCGAGUGUUAUUUUAGAGGUGCAAUUGUACAUUGCAUUACUGUUGAUCUUUUACGUUUUUAAGAAGCAACCGUCUGUAAGUGGCUCUUACGGGAUGUAUGUUUGUGCUGAUUUACUUUCAAAAUACAGUAUGAGCUUAUUUCCAUCUGUCACAAGUUGA